CAGAGCAGCCCCAUCCGUUUCCACCCUCCCACCGUAGCCGCAGCCAGGGAAUAUACACCCACACACACAUUCAAUCCAUCAUGCGUUUCCGCACCUCGAAGCUCGCGACUGCCGAACGCGGCGGGUAUUUGUCUACUGUGUCGGUAUUUCUAUUGUCGUCAAAUAGACCACAUUGCAGAUAUCUCCCCACAUCCGUCUGCCAUCGGACGUUGUACGACGUCUCGACGCCCAUAGAAUGGCAGAUCUUGCGCAUUGCACAGGCGAAGCCCUCCCCUUCAUCCUCUUCAUCCUGUCCAUCCUCUUCAUCCUCCUCCUGAAGACAGACAUUCACGAGCACGCACAGACAGGCAUUCACGAAGCUGGCUGGCUGACCUCGCCAGCUUCCUCCUCGUCCUCGUCUUCCUCCUCAUCCUCCGCUAGACUCACAUAGACUGGAGGGCUAAGGCCGUACAGCUUGUGCCGCGCUGACACAUUCACACAUAUACACAACAAAGACCCCGUAUAGGGAAGCUGUCGACCGGCGUGUGUACUCACGUUUCGACAGCUCCGUGCACAUGUCUUGGUAGAAUUGAGUGAAGGAGCGGCCGUCUUGGCAGCACGUCUCAUGCGCCUCCUGCAUGACAGCCAGCCGCCUGUCGAGGAUCCGAUCGGGAGGCCGCUUGUUGAGGAUGCGCCCCAGCUCCUCAACCAAUGCCUUGCCUCGCUGCACCUCGAGUUCCGACCCCCAGCCCCUCGUCUCAGGCAUACCAGGAUAGUACCCCUCAGCUGCCUCAACCGUCCUACCGGGCAGCUGAGCAAUGGCUUCAGCCGUCCAGCCAUCCCUCCAGCCACUGCCUACAGUAGUGAGUGCAUCGACGGCCAUCGUGACGUGAUGGACUGAGUGUGGUUGGUUUGUUGCCGACUUACUGUGAAGCGCUUGCUCGAGGAGCCCCCAGAACAGGAGAGGACAGUGAAGCCCGCCGACUUCACCUGCAAGUGAGUUGGUGGAUUGACACAAUCACAAUUCAUGUCAUGACUCUGCCUGCCGUUGCGCUGUGUGUUAAUGAAUCUUCCACCUCACCUGCAUAAGCGACGCGCCAGGCGUCAAUCAAGGCAUCCUUCUCCAGCACUAGUUGGCUGAGGUACUUCUCCGCUACAGUUACAGUACUAGUGGUCGUCCCUUCGCUGCUCAUGGCCAUUCUGUUCCUCAGACGACGCCGAGGGUUAUGGUGAGAGGUCCGCAGUGUGCGAGUGGGAGUGAAGGCGAGCACUGACGAGGGCAGGGCGAGGACGGGCAAAGUGAUGAGGCAGAACACCACUCGGGGGACAGAAAUCAUGAGUGAAGCGACGAAUGACGGGGACACCAUUUCCCACUGCAGCGGGCGAGUGAUGAAUCUGCCUAUAACAGCAUUCCCGACUGAUUUGGGAUUGCG
This is a messenger RNA of Vitrella brassicaformis, 1412 nucleotides long. The record is from the annotation of a GenBank genome assembly. Lineage: Eukaryota; Vitrellaceae.